GAAGAUAAUGUUGCGGAAACGUAAGCUUCAUGUUUGAUUUCAACAAACCUAGCGUAUAUUUGGUUUCCAUGCCUAUCGGAAGGUUUAUUUCGAUCGUGGUGAGUCUUAACACAACCUUAAUUAAUAUAAACCAAUAUUUUGACGCUUUAAAUCGUUAAACCUUCUUUCGAGGACGUUGUUCUCUACACAACAUAAUCUAGCUACUAGUGUUCCUCUUGGUGAACUGCGACAUUACCUACAAAAUGUAAAAAAAGUUUACAACAUUUAAGAAAGGUAAACAGCGAUACAUUUACGGGUUAUAUUUAGUAAAUCUGUCAGUCUAUAAUAAUGCCCGAAUUAGACGAGAAAUAUUCAAACACCGUGAGCCCGAAGAGACGCCGCCACAGUCGCUCCAGCAGCCGCUCACCGGACCAAGAGCUGCAAAACGCCAGACACAACCAUAAUGACGAGCACAAGCCGCGAUACUCAGAUAAAGAAAGGACACGAAACCGGUUCAGAGUGGCGAAUUCCCGCAGCCGGUCGAGGUCCAGGGAACGAGAUAGGUUAAAUUGGUCUGACCAGAGAGACAGGGAAUACGGUCCUGGCUCAAGGUCUGAUUACUAUGAGAAGAGAGAUGAUGCCCAACGACAGAGGCAAGACGCCUUUAUCGCGAGACGCCUACAGGAACGAGAAAGAAUUGGUGAACUGGGAUGUCCUGAGGUCUGGGGCUAUUCUCCAAGAGUCAGAGAACCCGACUCAGAUGAGCACACUCCUGUGGAAGAGGAUGUGAAGAACAAUGGCUCUGAUUCAGAGGAAAAGAAGAAAAAGAAGAAGAAGAAAAAGAAAUCAAAGAAGAGGAAACACAGGAAGCAUUCAGAGGACAGCGGGUCAGAAAGUGAUUCUGAAGAAGAGAUGAAAAAGAAGAAAAGAAAGAAGAAAAGUAAGAAGAGGAAAUCAAAGAAGAAGAGGGCGAAGAAGAGUCACAAGGAGUCUAGUAGCUCUAGCAGUGAUCAGUCUGAGGAAGAGGACAUUAAUGAAGUCUCAUGGGUGGAGAAAACUGGUGUUGGAGAACAUGUUGUUGGACCUGAAGCUCCUCUUACUCACCUGUCCCAAGAUGAUAAACCAUUAGAUUUUGGCCACGCUUUACUGCCAGGUGAAGGUGCAGCCAUGGCAGAGUUUGUCAAAGCUGGAAAACGAAUUCCAAGAAGAGGUGAAAUCGGUCUGACUAGCAAUGAGAUUGCAGAGUUUGAGAUUUCUGGCUUUGUCAUGAGUGGAAGCAGGCAUCGACGUAUGGAAGCUGUGCGUUUGAGAAAGGAAAACCAGAUCUACAGUGCUGAUGAGAAGAGAGCACUUGCAUCUUUCAACCAGGAGGAAAGGAGAAAGAGGGAGAGUAAAAUCCUUUCUAGCUUCAGGGAAAUGGUGUACAGAAAGACUAAAGGCAAAGACGAGAAGUAGACUGUAAUGCAUAAUUAUAACUAGUUUGUUUCUCCUAGUUUUACUUUAAAAAUCUAGUUAAGGUGCAGAAUAUAUUCAGUUUUCUCAGCUUGGUACAUCAUGGUGUUCAAUGUAUAGUGAGGGGUUUGUGAACUAAUUGUUGUCCAUUUAAGAAAUAAGGAAUAGACUGAUCAGUAAAACCAACAUUUACCACUGCAAUACUCAUAUGUAAUGUGUUUUUUGCAUUUAAAUAAAAUGGUUAUGUG
Molecule: messenger RNA, 1679 nt
Organism: Xyrauchen texanus (razorback sucker)
Lineage: Eukaryota; Metazoa; Chordata; Actinopteri; Cypriniformes; Catostomidae
Gene: nkap
Product: NFKB activating protein
Exons: 8
Coding region: 328-1434 (368 amino acids)
Biological process (GO): regulation of gene expression
Cellular component (GO): nucleus
Molecular function (GO): chromatin binding
Source: RefSeq, a predicted model, not a curated record